Plutella xylostella (diamondback moth) is the source of this 2660-nucleotide messenger RNA. NCBI's taxonomy places the organism in Eukaryota, Metazoa, Arthropoda, Insecta, Lepidoptera, Plutellidae. The record is from RefSeq and is a predicted model, not a curated record.
ACUGUUGCGGCUACUGAAGCUGGCAACAUCGGUGCAAGAGGAGGAGCGCGGGGAGCAGCGACACCACGUAUAAAUGCGUCAUCUUCGGUUGUCCGGACCCUCUUACCCUCUUACCUUUCGGACGCACGAUCUUAUCAUACAUAUUUCUCAUACAACCAUUGUAAACCAGACAUUAAAUUAUUCCAUACCAUAAAAUACAGUCCACUCAUUUAUUAGCUUAGGGCUUAUCCUAUCAUCAUCAUAGUCAGGACCCUAGGCCCAGUCAGUUUGGUCCUUUCGCCGUCUUUACGAAGAAUCGACGCACGCGCACGCAGUGGACUUCGGACCCCCAGUUCGCCGGCAUUUUGGAGGACACGUGGAGGACUAAGGACACUGACAAAAGGAUGUGAAAUCGAGUUGCUGUCGGACAACGUGGACGAGGCUUAUGCGGACCGCGAUCAGUUCGAGUCCAAGUUGUUCCGCCUGCUGUCCGUGGCUCACGGGCUGCUCGCGGCGGCGGCGCGCUACCCGGCGGCCGGGGCUCCCGGGGGAGACGGGACGAGCGACGCUGCCGAGGAAUGCCGUGGAGGAGGUUUCGUCAGGCUGCCCAAAAUUGACCUUCCUCACUUCGAUGGCGAUUAUCAGCACUGGCUUUCAUUCAGAGAUACGUAUAUUUCACUUAUACACGACAACACCAGCAUUAAUAACGUAAAUAAAUUUCAUUAUUUACGUGCUGCACUUACAGGCAGCGCGUCUUUGAUCAUUCAAAGCUUGGAUCUAACCUCUGAAAAUUAUUCUAUUGCUUGGCAAUUACUUUCUGAUAGGUACGACAAUCCGAGAUUGCUUAUCAACAAUCACAUUAGUGCCUUAUUUUCUGUGGACCCCAUUCAAAGGGAGUCUAGCUCAGCAUUACGUAACAUUGUUGACGUAACUAACAAAAACUUACGUGCCCUCGCCUCUUUAGGCGAACCAACCGAUCAUUGGGACAGUUUAAUUGUUUUUCUUAUGUCCAAAAAGCUAGACUCGUCCUCUUACAGACAAUGGGAAGAACAUAGAAACAAUCUUGAUUCUUCGCCCACAUUACAGCAAUUUAUUAAAUUCUUAAUUAACAGAGCGGAUCUCUUAGAAACCUUAACUGAUACAUUAAAAUAUAAACAAAAUAACAAACCUAAUAAUAACAAUGACGCAUUCAAAACAAAAAACUUUUUAGUGUCCACUGAUAACACUAGAGCCUAUUCAUGCCCAAUGUGCUCACAAUCUCACGGCUUAUUUAAUUGCCCAUCAUUCAAAGCUUUGGACAUUGAUUCACGCAUUAAAAAAGCAAAAGAAAGUCGUGUUUGCAUGAAUUGUUUACGAUUAGGUCAUGUAGAAAACGCUUGUACGUUGACACAUUGUAAGUACUGUAAGUACAGACACAACACAUUGUUACAUAAAGACGUAAAAAAAAACACAUACACCAACAAGUCUGCUUCAGUACCUACAACCAGUGGUUUAGCGAACAAUGUAGCCCUUUCGUCGGACAUUUCACCAAGUACAUUAAAUAACCAUGGCUCUGUACUGCUUUCCACAGCGCUCGUGAAGGUGGCAGACAAGCACGGGAGCCUGCACACAGCGCGGCUGCUCCUCGAUAACGGCAGCACUUCUAAUUUCGUCACCGAGUCCCUCUGCGAGAAACUUGAUCUGAAGAGGUAUAACGCGAGCUCCACAGUGUCAGGUAUAAAUAAUCAUGCGACCUCCACUACAGAGUCUUGUGACCUUGCUAUACAGUCUUACACCGGUGAUUAUAGGACUAACGUGCGCUGUCAUGUGUUGCCCCACAUUACUAAAUGUCUGCCCUCGUCUUAUAUAGAUACAACAAACAUACCUAUACCUACCGGAAUACUACUGGCUGAUCCUUCCUUCAAUGAGCCUGCGGCCAUAGAUAUUCUCGUAGGUGCUGAAUUCUUUUGGGACGUAUUAGGUACAAAAACCAUAGACUUAGGUAAACGUCAACCUAAGUUACAUCAUUCUAAAUUAGGCUGGCUCUUAUCCGGGUGUGUUUAUAAUAAUAAUAUUCCCCAUAGCCAAUCUUAUCUUUGCCAUUUCACCGACACAUCACGCACUGAACCCAGUCUUACGCGUUUUUGGGAACUUGAUUCAGUGUCUUCUAAACAUUGCUUAUCUUUUGAAGAAAACAAAUGCGAGGAACAUUUUAAAAAUAAAACUUGUCGUGACGUUGAUGGUAGGUUUAUUGUUACCAUGCCGCUGAAGGAAUCUCCUGAAGUCUUAGGCAAUUCUUACACAAUAGCCAAGCGUCGUCUCUUAUCUUUAGAACGCAAAUUAGACAAAGACCAUAUCUUAAACAUAGAUACCAUGAAUUUACGCGAGAAUAUCUUGACUUAGGACACAUGACUGAGAAUAAUAAUACUUAUGUACCUUAUGAAAUUAAUUAUUCCUAAUGGAACUCUUAUUCAGAUAACCUAUACUUUGCGAUAAACAUAAAAGCUGGUAAUAAAAUUACUAAGCGGACCAUACUUUCAUUGAUAAGUCAAGUUUUUGAUCCCUUAGGUUUAGUAGGCCCUUGUACAGUCGAAACUAAAAUUCUCAUACAAAAACUUUGGAUCAACAAAUAUGAGUGGGAUCAGGAAGUUCCACAACAUAUAAAAACAUUAUUUCACGAAAUCAUUAACUCCUUACAUAAC